GUUUGGGCUUAUUGAGCCUGCGCUAACAGAAAAAGAGGAGGUUCCCGAAUAGAGUCUUUUAUUUAUUUCUUUGUUUCCAGUGGGGAAAAAUAAUAACAGCGACAUUUACCACAGGCACUUUAUUUAUUAUCUUUGUCCGUAUACACAAGAAAACUGGAUAAGAUUACAGUGGUUACUCGAAGGCCAAAGCCAAGGGGAGGAGGAUGAAGCGGCGCAAUGCGGACUGCAGCAAACUCCGACGGCCGUUAAAACGGAACCGAAUCACCGAGGGUAUAUACGGCAGUACCUUCCUCUACCUGAAGUUCCUGGUGGUGUGGGCACUGGUGCUGCUGGCAGAUUUUGUACUUGAGUUCAGGUUUGAAUACCUCUGGCCAUUUUGGCUCUUCAUCCGGAGUGUGUACGACUCCUUUAGAUACCAGGGGCUGGCCUUCUCAGUAUUCUUUGUGUGUGUGGCGUUUACCUCGGACAUCAUUUGCCUCCUCUUCAUCCCAGUGCAAUGGCUAUUCUUUGCUGCCAGUACCUAUGUGUGGGUGCAGUAUGUUUGGCACACAGAGAGAGGAGUCUGUCUACCCACCGUGUCUCUAUGGAUACUCUUUGUAUACAUAGAGGCAGCCAUCAGAUUCAAAGACCUGAAGAACUUUCACGUGGACUUGUGUCGUCCUUUUGCUGCACACUGCAUUGGCUACCCCGUGGUCACGCUGGGCUUUGGCUUCAAGAGCUACGUAAGCUAUAAAAUGCGCCUCCGUAAGCAGAAGGAGGUGCAGAAGGAGAAUGAGUUUUACAUGCAGCUCCUACAACAGGCUCUGCCUCCGGAGCAACAGAUGCUACAGAGGCAAGAGCGAGAAGCAGAAGAAGCAGCAGCUAAAGGAAUAUCUGAAGUGGACACACCUCCAGUGUCACAGAAUGGCACUCCAGCCAAUAAAAAGACAUCGGCACCACUGCCGGAACUAGAGUAUAGAGAAAAAGGGAAAGAGGGAAGGGGCGGUGGGGAAGCUAAAAAGCAACACAACAGCAACAGCAUCCUACCGUCAUCAGUGGACUCUAAACUCCAGGAGAUGGAGUAUAUGGAGAACCAUAUGAACAACAAGAGACUGACCACAGAGCUGGGCAGCACAGAGAACCUGUUGCUUAAAGAGGACAACAAUUCUUCAUGUUCCUCCUCAUCAUCCUCCUCCUCCAAAAAUUACAAAAAUGCUAGCAGCAAUGCCGCGACACUCAACUCCUCACCCCGUGGCCAUAGUGCAACCAACGGCAGCGUACCCUCCUCUGCACCAUCAUCUUCCUCUUCCACGGGGAAGAAUGAGAAGAAGCACAAGUUAGCAGUGGGGAAAGGGACAUCAGGUGGCUCCCACAGGGAUCCCACAGACAACUGUAUCCCCAACAACCAGCUGAGCAAGCCAGAAGCACUUGUUAGGUUAGAGCAGGAUGUUAAGAAGCUGAAGGCGGACCUGCAGGCCAGCCGGCAGGUGGAGCAGGACCUACGCAGCCAGAUUGGCUCCCUGGGCAGCGCUGAGCGCUCCAUACGCACUGAGCUGGGCCAACUGCGCCAGGAGAAUGAACUGCUGCAGAACAAGCUCCAUAAUGCUGUGCAGGCGAAGCAAAAGGACAAACAGGCAGUGGGCCAACUGGAGAAGAGGCUCAAAGCAGAGCAGGAUGCUCGAGCUACUGCCGAGAAGCAACUUGCAGACGAAAAGAAGCGAAAGAAGUUAGAGGAGGCCACAGCAGCCAGAGCAGUAGCACUAGCAGCAGCGUCCAGAGGGGAGUGUACAGACACGCUGCGGCGGCGGAUCACUGAAUUAGAAACGGAGUGUAAGAAAUUAACAAUGGAUAUCAAACUAAAGGAGGACCAGAUCCGAGAGCUUGAAUUAAAAGUGCAGGAGCUUCAUAAAUAUAAGGAAAAUGAAAAAGACACAGAGGUGCUGAUGUCAGCACUGUCAGCAAUGCAGGACAAGACCCAACACCUGGAGAACAGCCUGAGUGCAGAGACCAGGAUCAAACUGGACCUCUUUUCUGCACUUGGAGACGCCAAGAGACAGCUGGAGAUUGCACAAGGUCAGAUCCUGCAGAAGGACCAGGAGAUCAAAGACCUGAAGCAGAAGAUUGCCGAAGUAAUGGCCGUCAUGCCCAGCAUCUCUUACACAGCCGACACCAGCAGCAUGACCCCUGUGGCCCCCCAUUACUCCUCAAAGUUCAUGGACACCAAUCCCUCUGGCCUAGACCCCAACGCCUCUGUUUACCAGCCACUCAAAAAGUGAACGCUUCGUCCUGUCCCUCUCUCCCCUCCAUCCAUCCUCCCAUCAUUUUUAGUUUUCCUGCAGGCCCACCACCUUGCGGCAGAGAACUUAUUUUUUGUUCUCUCCUUGCCAGGUCAGAAGGAUGUUGUAUUGUGUGACUGUAUUUGUUGUAGUUAAAACAAAAGACAAAAAAAAACUUAAAACGGACAUCCCAUGUCAACUAGGAAGCCCCAGGUUUUUUUUUUUUUUUUCUUAAGUGUCUAGUGAAACCUCACAGAAUCGGGUAUGUAUCUUCAUCUCAAGGGUGUUGCUUCCCCUUUCCCUUCAACACUGCAACCACUUACCUGCUCCUUGGUCCUGGGAAGGAGCUUCUGUAUUUUUUUUUAGGUUUAUUACUCCCUCCUAACAUUGGAAAACAGUUCUCCUUUAUCAUACAGCCUGACUUGUGUCCCAAUUUUUUUGACCGAUUGUUAUUCUCUCAAAAUAGUAUGGCAACAUCUUUACAACCAGAGGAAUGUAGUGCAAAGAUGGCACAGACUCGCCCGUUAUGUUUAAUUUAUUAUUUUAAUCUACAAUCAGACAUCAAAUUAAGCCUGUUCACAGCUGCUUUGGGAUGUGGUGGUAAAUAGCUUUUAAAGUGUAGUGUGGUUCUAUUUGUUCAUUUUAAAAUUAAUGUGUUGGUUGCAACAAGUUGGAAAAGAACUUGUAUUGUAAGCGGAUACUUAGACCUUAAAAUGAAAUGAGCCCAAGCAGUUGCAAAUGCAUCAUUGACAACAGUUUUGGUUUCUCCAAACCCAUAGCUGGUUGUAUUUUCUGAAAGAGUUUAGAGCUGACAAGAGUGCAGUAGGAGAACUCUGUACAUGUACGUGUACAGAUUUUCAGUGCUCUCGUUGCAUAAGCUUUCAGCAGUUGUCAUGAUCACAGUGCCUUGAGUUGAGGACAUAGAGUGAGUUUGAUAAUGAGAUACCACCCAUACCUUCUGAAUUAGUUGUGAAGCAUCUGGCUAAGCUGGAAAGGAUAAGAAUUUGACCAUACCCAGUGAAGUGGGACAAAGUUCCCUUCGGACACAGAUUUGUUUUUUGGACAGCCUUCUGAUUUCCCCGCUGGUAGGGAAGCUGAUCAUCGUGCGCAUUCGAGGGCAGCUUUGACCCUUCUCAUACAAACAUCACAUUUACCAGAUACGUUGGACAGCACCAAAUCCAAGACUUUUAAUUUUCUCUUUUUACGUAAUUUGUCAGUAUGUUGACAUGAUGGUAACCACCACAGUCUACAGCCCCGUCACAUGUCCUAACAGAAGCUCAUCUCUGCUGCUGUUAAACCCCAAAUCCUCUGAUUUAGCUGCUGCCCCCUCCUUUCUUUCUGAUUCCCA
Messenger RNA from Amphiprion ocellaris (clown anemonefish), 3603 nucleotides. RefSeq names its product macoilin 1b (gene maco1b). Gene Ontology annotation, cellular component: rough endoplasmic reticulum membrane. NCBI's taxonomy places the organism in Eukaryota, Metazoa, Chordata, Actinopteri, Pomacentridae. Gene Ontology annotation, biological process: neuronal signal transduction. The transcript is spliced from 11 exons. The record is from RefSeq and is a predicted model, not a curated record. Bases 204 to 2255 code for a protein of 683 amino acids.